Oryzias melastigma (Indian medaka) is the source of this 3717-nucleotide messenger RNA. It is a transcript of the gene podxl, whose product is annotated as podocalyxin-like. The transcript is spliced from 8 exons. NCBI's taxonomy places the organism in Eukaryota, Metazoa, Chordata, Actinopteri, Beloniformes, Adrianichthyidae. The record is from RefSeq and is a predicted model, not a curated record. Bases 639 to 1964 code for a protein of 441 amino acids. Gene Ontology annotation, cellular component: apical plasma membrane; microvillus membrane. Gene Ontology annotation, biological process: negative regulation of cell-cell adhesion; cell migration; positive regulation of cell-cell adhesion mediated by integrin.
UUUUAGAUAUUUCAAAUGUUUAUAUCAGUCCUCUGUAACUUGUGCUGCUUGACACUCUGUCCUGUUUCUGUCAAACUCCAAAGCGACUGCAGUCCCCCAUGAAGGCCGUCGCACUCUUCCUGACAUCAAACCAUUCCAGUUUCACCCCGUGCCCUAAAGUCACAGACCCUUUCAGAAAGGAACCAGAAUCGGCUUCCUUUUGUUAUUCAGAGUCAGGGGGGACUGGGAUUGGACCGGUGAGGGUCUGCCCCUGCUUUCCCGUGAUCGGGGAGGCUGGGCAGAGCGGCCGCUCCACAAACAGCUCAACACUUUGCAGGAGCGCCGGCAGUGAGUGAGUGAGCACAAUACAGGACAGAGCCACUGUGGGAGACGGGACUCAGGAACAACGGUGCAGCCAAGGAGACCGCUGAAACACUCUCCCCCAAAUCCCGCCACUGCAGAGAAGGAGAGCACAGCAGCAACAAAAGCAUUCUUUGCUUUCAGCCCAAAAGCAAAAGAAAAAAAAAAGCCCUUAACAAUAAGCGGAGCAGGAUCAUUCGCUUAGAAGCAGAAAUUGAAGGAGAGAGGCGUGAAAGCAACAAAAUCAGUGCAGCUUCUUCCAGCUCGUCUGAGGCGUUGCAGAGCCGCAUGAAGGAUACAUGCAGCUGGGGACACCAAGAAGCAGGAUGAGAGCGACUCCCAGGAUCACAUGGCCUCUAGUUCUGAGUUUUCUGUUUCACAGCAUCUGCUCAGGUCAAGAUACAACUGAUACUCCACUGCUCACAUCUGCGCAAACUGCUGUUUCCAGCGCGGCUCCUGGAAGCACAAAACAACCAUCAAGUACCAAUGCCACCAUGGUGACACAGAUCAACACUGUUACAGUCCCCAAACUGGCUGCGACUAUAGCUCAGUCUGUCACAGACAACCACGAGGGGACUCUUCGGAACACUGCUACUACUCCUGCUGUGACCCCAGGCCUUACUACAGCUGGAGUUGCUUUCACUCAGCGCCCCCCUACGUCUGCUUCAAUACAAACCAUGGGCUCACAGGAGAGCAUGACCAUAGCGCCCAGUAAGACCCCCACGGAGACACCUGGAGUGACUCAAGGUUUUGACAUCAAGACCCCCACUGUGAUCGCCACAUCACUGAGCCCUUCAGCCAAGAACCAGACAGUAGGCAGCGGAGUAGUUUCAGCCACAACAGCAGCCACUACACCACCACCACCACCACCAACUGAAGCCAAAACACCAUCUAAAGCCCCACCACCACCACCACCGCCACCACCAACUGAAGCCAAAACACCAUCUAAAGCCCCAACACGACCACCACCUGUGACCACACCCUCCAUCAUCGCCGCCAGUCCGGCCAAGAUAGAACCGACCCAAACAGAGGCUUCACCCACCCUAGUUUGGACAGAGCCUCUGCUGAGCGGCAGCCCCAUCGCCACGGCACCGCCUCCGUCUCAAAAGUUUGAGUUUCCUCCACCAAGCGGACAGAUGUUGACAAAGGAGCAGAAGAUUCUGGGAGAGGUGUGCAAGCGGCUGUUCCCUGACUGGAGGAGUGGGACUUGUCAGUUUGAAUGGCACCAACAAAACGGUCAAAUACAGUUUGAGAAGAUCGACAUUAGCGUGAACAGCAGCCUUGCAGACAACUACUAUGAAGAGAUCACCAAGCCCACAGACAACAAAACCCUCAUUGCCAUCUUGGCCUCGUGUGGCUCGCUGCUCAUCAUGAUCAUCAUCCUGGCGGUUUGCGCCUCGCACCACCGCAGACCGUACAACGAGAACCAGCAACAUCUGACUGAGGAGCUUCAGGCGGUGGAGAACGGUUACCACGACAACCCCACCCUGGAGGUGAUGGAGGUACAGCCGGAGAUGCAGGAGAAGAAGGUGACGCUGAACGGCGAGUUCAACGACAGCUGGAUCGUCCCCAUCGACAACCUGUUGAAGGAGGAGAUCCCCGACGAGGAGGACACCCACCUGUGAGGAGCACGCCGGGACACAUUCGUAGACAUAAAGCCAACAGGACAAAGUGCCUCUCUGCGCACCAAUCAGUGGUGGCUGAGAAACUGUGUGAUGUUUCUUUUCCAUUUUUUUUUUUAAAUAUUAUGGUCUGUUUUGUUGCCCGUGUUCCUGGAGCAACAUGGUCAAUGUGCUCUUCUUAAAGCCCAAAGGGAGCUUCAUCAGGAAGAGAGAGGGCAUCAGUAGCUCCUUCUAUACACUGACGAUUUCUUACCCAAUCAAUUCUUCUUUAUUUUGGAACAAAAGGCCUUCUUCAAACUUCAUCUGUCCAAAACGAAGAUCUUCGUCUGAUCUUAUAUGAAUUAUUUUCACAAAUUCAGUUGGAAUGUUUAGGUAAAAAAGCAGUUUUAGAAGUUUCUGGACACAUCCGGUCCACUAGUCGGGAGUCGAACUCCUCUUUUUCCAGAGGAACGGACAGUUUUUCUUUCUGCUUCAAGGCAGAGGUAAACUAGUAUAGACACAACUAUUUUCCAACUGAAUUUUUGAGAGGCUAAUUUCUUUUAAAGUAUUAUCGGCCUUUGUGCUCACAAUUUAUACUCAUUAAAGAGUGACCAAACCCUAAAUCAACUUUUUUAGUCUGUUGACCUCUAUAAUUGGGGCUUUAAAAUUGCUGUCUGUUGCCAUUUUUUUGACAAAUUAAAAUGGUUUAAUUCUUGAAAAUAUAGUCAAAAACCAUUUGUAUGCUGCCCCCUAUAGGUUGAAACGAGGUAUUACAGUUGGAUUUUGUGAUAGGUCAAACCAUUUAAGUCCCACGAUGAUCUUCACCUCUAGUAAUGGUAACAGUCCUGUCCCUCAAGCUCCACCCCUCUGACUGGAUCUUCACAUUUCGGCUGUGGGUGGAGUCAGCCUCCAAGUUCCCUGUUUGGUGACCCUUUAAAGUCUCUGAUCCUCCUCUGAUCUAUUGUCGAAGCGUUUUCCAAAAAUUGUGUGCAACAUCGUACGGUUUUUAUCCAGAUUCCAGCUCAGAUGAGGAAAAACGAAGACGUACAUGGAUCGAUUUGUCUGCAAGUGGAUGCAUCAGAAAGGGGCGGAGCUUGUGGCCCCCUGAUUGGAGCAGCUACGUUAUGUCUACAUAAGAAAUACUCCGAAAUGCAGAUUUAGUCUUCAUCUUGAGACAAAAGCUGCCUGAAAAAGUUUUCUUUGGAGAAUCUGGUUCAUUAUCAGAUUAGAAAAAGAACUUUUACUUUGAAGUAUCAACAUGGUAAAAAUGGGGUAAUCCUGACAGAUGAAGAAAAAUGAUUUUUUUUUCUUAAAAUCUUCCGUAAUUUCAGCUGAAUUAUCAUUCUGUCCAAUCAUGGUGUUGUACGCUCCGUCAGGUCAACACAGAGUAUCACAGCUUUCUACUGUAGCUGCUGCUAAUUUUGGGUAAGAAAUGCAGAAAACAGUCAGCUGGUAAAAUCUGGUGAAUAAGCAACAGUAGCAGAACAUUUUCACCGGUGUAGGUUCUUCCAUUUACAGACAAUAAUCACGAGAUUUUCUUUCCAAUAAAGCGUUAAAAUGUGUAUGUACUUUUACUGGUGUGAAAGGGUGUUCCAGUCCUGCAUGAGUCUGAAAUGUCUUAUUAUUGUUCACAUAAUCACGUUAUCUUUGUAUUUAAGGUUUGUUUGCUAAUGAAGCAGAACAACAGGGGUCUGACACACUGGAAAAUGUACAUUUUUGACCUGUUCUUGUACCUUUUCAGAUUUGAUAAUAAAAAAAGAAUAUGAAAAAAAAAACA